AUGAUAUGCCUGCAAAAGACAUUGGACAAGGCCUUUGAAUUGAGCAAAGUCUUUUUUGAUUUAUCGAGAGAGGACAAGACUCGAUACAAAAUUGGCGCCAACAACCACGGGUGCUCUGAGCUUUUCGGCCAAAAAUUGGAUCCUGAAAACCAGCGGGAAGGAGAUCACAAAGAAGGUUUUAAUCUGAGAGCAUUUGAAGGCGGGAAACCUUAUGCGCCAAUUCCUGCCGUAUUUCAGGAACACGCGGAAUUCCUUGAACGUUUAUCCAAGUGCUGCCACGCUGUUGCUAUGGAAAUCUUAAAAGCAUUUGCUAUCGCAUUACAGAUUCCAGCAGACCAAGGAGGCAAAGAUUUCUUUGUAAGCUCUCACAACUAUGAAGGCUCUGAAAAUGUGUUGGGUUUUCUCAAAUAUCCAAAAGGUGAUGAAUCCGAAUACAAGGAGCCUGUUCGAGCAGGUGCUCAUUCGGAUUAUGGACCUGUAACACUACUGUUUCAAAAAGAUGUUCCUGGAUUAGAGGCGCAAGCCAGUCGCACAGAAUGGAUAGCAGCCCCUCUGAUCCCUGGUGCUAUCACUGUGAAUGUAGGAGAUCAAAUAGAGUUCUGGACAAAUGGUCUUUUCAAAGUCUACCAUGCACAGAGUAAUGUCUCUACCAGAGCAUAA
This is a messenger RNA of Mucor velutinosus, 660 nucleotides long. RefSeq lists its product as uncharacterized. Lineage: Eukaryota; Fungi; Mucoromycota; Mucoromycetes; Mucorales; Mucoraceae. The record is from RefSeq and is a predicted model, not a curated record. Gene Ontology annotation, molecular function: 2-oxoglutarate-dependent dioxygenase activity. The transcript has 5 exons. Bases 1 to 660 code for a protein of 219 amino acids.